AUGGCUCUGCUGUGGAAGAGUCAUGGAUUUUUCUGCAAAGGCACGAUCUGCUAUCGGGUUAGAAACAAGGAAGGAGUAGAGUACGCUCUGAAAGAUUGUUGGGUGGAGGAGUCGAAAAAAAUGCACGAACCAACCGUCCUGAGGAUGCUCAAGGGUAUUCCUAACGUCGUCGAACUUAUUGACAACUGGGAUGUCUAUUACGAGGGGCAGCCUGAUUGUACAUCGCGUAUUUGCAAGGAAUAUAACCAGGAUCAACGAGACGACACCACAUUCUGCAAUAGAUUGCACCAGCAUCUUCUCUUGAGCCCUUGCGGAGAGCCUCUCUCUCAAUUCAACUCUAGAAUGGAGCUGAUCACGGCUUUUCGUCAAUUUGUAAUCACUCACCGUGCAAUGAUUGAGAGACGAGUCCUACAUGGUGACCUCAGUCCCAACAAUUUUGUUAUCUAUAAAGGUACUGGCUACUUCAUCGACCUCGACCAUGCUGCAAUUUUGGCAGUGAAUACGACCAGCACUUAUUCACCUGGUACUGGUACUAUGCCAUACAUUUCCAUCUGUAUUCUCCAGAGCAUGAUGAACAUGACCUUCUUGGACACCAACACCAACCUGGGCGACAUUGAUCCGGGCAAGGACGUCGCCCCGGCCAAUGAUGUUCAACGGCUGAUUGAACACAAGCCCUCUGAUGACCUGGAGUCAUUGUUUUAUAUAUUUUUUGAGUUUGUUACGAAGUAUGGGGGGCCGCGCGGUGAAUUGUCACCAUCGUGGACUCGAGACUCGCUGCCAUGGGCGAGCGCCUAUGAGGCCUUGGGCAAGACCGAUCUCAGAGGGCUUCUCGGCACCUGCUGUUUCGUGAAAGUGGGGGUCGUCCUGGACCCAACUUUUAUGGUGAAGAUGACCUCGGAUUACUUCGCAGCGUUUAGGCCUCUCGUCCAACAAUGGCAGACUUUGGUGUGCCUCGCGAACAAGCCCGACGAGAGAGAGAGAGUAGAGACCACUCACGAGAAGGUUCUCGAGAUUUUGACCGCGUUUAUCAACACCUAUGUUGAAAUCGCACCCACUACUAACCCCUCAGCAGGGUCCGCUUCCAUAGGUCAUCCUCCAAUUCCCGAGGCAGGACCUUCGAAACUUCCACUGCGUCGUUCCACCCGGAAUCUCAAGAAGUCUCGCUGA
Molecule: messenger RNA, 1167 nt
Organism: Suillus discolor
Lineage: Eukaryota; Fungi; Basidiomycota; Agaricomycetes; Boletales; Suillaceae
Exons: 3
Coding region: 1-1167 (388 amino acids)
Biological process (GO): protein phosphorylation
Molecular function (GO): ATP binding; protein kinase activity
Source: RefSeq, a predicted model, not a curated record